Molecule: messenger RNA, 4628 nt
Organism: Ricinus communis (castor bean)
Lineage: Eukaryota; Viridiplantae; Streptophyta; Magnoliopsida; Malpighiales; Euphorbiaceae
Product: ARF guanine-nucleotide exchange factor GNL2-like
Exons: 2
Coding region: 189-4322 (1377 amino acids)
Biological process (GO): regulation of ARF protein signal transduction
Molecular function (GO): guanyl-nucleotide exchange factor activity
Source: RefSeq, a predicted model, not a curated record
UCUUGUUUAGCACUGAAUACGCCGCUUCUCUCCUUACAGAAUGCUCCUUGGAAAAUUUCAUUAGCUGCAAACCAAGAAGUAGAAAAGCAAAAUCUAAAAAGAAUUGGAGAAAUCUGAACAUUCUUAUGCAGAAAGGAUAGCUACUAACAACUAUAACAAAAGAACCUUGAUUCACUUCUGCACUGAAAAUGGAGAAAAUAGAAGAAGAGGAAGAAGACAAGUCAUGGCAAGAAAGAAAGAGAAGAAAAGAGGUGAGCCUUUCUUGCAUGUUGAACACAGAACUCAGCGCUGUUCUUGCUGUGAUCCGACGGCCACAUGAUCCCACCAACUCCGUAUUUCAUCAAGAAGAAGGCUACGACACCAGCAUUCUCCAUUCUUUAAAAUCUUUACGCGAUCUCAUCUUCAAUCCUCAGCAAGAAUGGCGUACUAUAGAUCCUUCCGUUUAUAUAUCCCCGUUUCUUGAUGUCAUACAAAGUGAUGGUAUUCCGGCCACAGCUACAAAUGUUGCUCUUUCUGCCAUUUCCAAGAUUCUCAAACUCCAAUUUUUUGAUGAGAAAACCCCUGGAGCUAAGGAGGCUGUUAAUUCAAUAGUUACUGGGAUUACAAGUUGUCGCCUUGAAAGAACUGAUCCCAGCACUGAAGAUGCAGUAAUGAUGAGAAUUUUACAAGCUUUGACAUCCAUCAUCAAACAUAGGACUUCAGUUUUGCUUACAGAUCAUGCUGUUUGUACAAUUGUCAAUACUUGCUUUCAAGUUGUUCAACAAUCCACUCACAGGGCGGAUUUGCUUCAACGCGGAGCAAAAUUUGCAAUGAGAGAAAUGAUUGAGAUAAUUUUUGCCAGAUUACAAGAUUUUGAGGUGAAAUCUGGGGAGGAAUCAGAGUCUGAUACCGAAGAUAUUGACAUUGGCAGCAAUAUGGAUUCAGGGUAUGGAGUUCGUUGUGUUGUCGAUAUCUUUCACUUCUUAUGCUCUUUGCUUAAUGUCGUGGAUAUUGUGGAAUCAGAAGGAUUCUCAUCUCAAGCAUCUGAUCAGAAUAUUCAGAUUUUUGGAUUGGUUUUAAUAAAUUCUGCAGUAGAGUUGAGUGGAGAUACCAUUGGAAAGCAACCAAAACUUUUGAGGAUGAUCCAAGAUGACCUGUUUCACCAUUUGAUUCAUUACGGAAUCUCUUCAAGCACUCUUGUGCUAUCUAUGAUUUGCAGUACUGUUCUCAAUAUCUAUCACUCCCUUCGCAGUUUCAUUCGUGUUCAACUGGAAGCUUUUUUUGGGUUUGUGUUGUUGAGAACUGCAGGAGCAGGGAGUCCAAGUCAACUGCAAGAAGUUGCACUCGAAGCAAUUAUAAAUUUCUGUAGGCAACCAAGUUUCAUAGUUGAAAUGUACGUAAACUAUGAUUGUGAUCCAAUCUGUCGAAAUAUAUUCGAGGAAAUUGGAAAGUUGCUUUGCAAGCUUUCCUUUCCAGGGUCUAGCCCUUUGAGCUAUGUACAAAUCCAAGCAUUUGAAGGGCUGCUAAUCAUAAUUCACAACAUUGCAGAUAAUAUUGAUAAAGAUGAUGACUCAAGCCCUUCAGGACCAUACCCAGUUAAAAUUACUGAAUACAUACCCUUCUGGGAAGAAAAACCAAAAGAAGAUUUUGAGACUUGGGUGGAAUAUCUGAGAUUAAGGAAAGCACAGAAAAGGAAAGUGCUGAUUGCAGGGGACCAUUUUAACAGAGAUGAAAAGAAAGGUUUGGAGUAUCUAAGACUUUGUCAAUUAGUCUCUGAUCCAGCAGAUCCAAAAGCCUUCGCUAUCUUCUUCCGAUUUACACCAGGACUAGAUAAAAGCAUGAUUGGUGAUUAUUUAGGUGAUCCUGAUGAGUUUCACAUGCUGGUUCUUAAAGAAUUCACAGAAACUUUCAGAUUUUCUGGCAUGAUUCUUGAUAAUGCUCUUCGUACUUAUCUUGCAACAUUCAGGCUGCCUGGGGAGUCCCAAAAGAUUCAGCGGAUUCUUGAAGCAUUCUCAGAGAGGUUUUAUGAUCAACAAUCAUCAGAUAUUUUUGCAAGUAAGGAUGCAGUUUUCAUUCUGUGCUAUUCCCUGAUUAUGCUAAAUACCGAUCAACACAAUCCUCAAGUCAAGAAAAAGAUGACAGAGGAGGAGUUCAUCAGGAAUAAUAGGGCAAUCAAUGGAGGGCAAGAUCUUCCUAGAGAUUAUCUAUCUGAGCUUUUCCAGUCAAUUGCAGCUCAUGCAAUCACACUUUUUGGUCAAUCUGGUCCUGUGGAGAUGAACCCUGGUAGCUGGAUUGAACUAAUGAAUAGAUCCAGAGUUAUGCAGCCAUUUAUCCUUGGUGAUUAUGAUCGUCGGAUAGGGAGAGAUAUGUUUGCUUGCAUUGCUGGUCCAUCAAUUGCGGCACUUUCAUCCUUCUUUGAGCACGCUGAUGAAGAUGAGAUGCUGCACGAAUGCAUUGGAGGAUUGGUCUCAGUAGCUAGGAUAACUCAAUAUGAACUAGAGGAUAUUCUUGAUGAGCUCCUUGCUUCUUUCUCCAAGUUCACUACUUUGCUAAAUCCAUAUGCUUCUGCAGAAGAAACAUUAUUUGCUUUUAGCAAUGAUUUAAAGCCGAGAAUGGCUACUCUUGCAGUUUUCACCAUCGCAAAUAACUUUGGAGACUCAAUUAGAGGAGGCUGGAGAAACAUUGUAGACUGUUUGCUGAAACUGAAAAGGCUUAAGCUUCUUCCUCAGUCUGUGGUUGAAUUUGAUGAUACUUCUGCAUCAUCAUCUGAUGUUCCGGGGCAUAAAAGAAAUGAAUCAAGCAUAUCACUCUCUCAUGAUCCUAAAUUUGGUAAUCGCCGGAGUGCUGGCAUGAUGAAUCGGUUCUCACCUUUUCUGACAAUAGAGAGCAUGGAAGAUUCAAUAUCUCUUGGCAUGAGUGAAUUUGAGCAGAAUCUGAAGGUUAUUAAACAAUGCCGGAUAGGCAGCAUAUUCACCAACAGUAUUAACUUACCUGAUGAUGGUUUGCUGAAUCUUGGGCGUUCUCUGAUAUUUGCAGCUGGUGGAAAAGGCCAAAAAUUCAGCACUCCAAUAGAAGAGGAAGAAACAGUCGGGUUUGCCUGGGAUUUAAUUGUUGCCGUUUCCAUGGUCAAUAUGCAUAGAUUCCUGAACUUCUGGCCUUCAUUCCAUGAUAAUCUACUUGGAGUUGCUCAGUUUCCUCUAUUUUCCCCAGUCCCAUUUGCUGAAAAGGCCAUUCUUGGCCUUUUUAAGAUCUGUGUCAAACUUCUUUCUUCAAACAGAACUGAAAGACUCCCAGAAGAGCUUAUUUUCAAAUCCAUAAACUUAAUGUGGAAGCUUGAUAAAGAAAUUCUCGAUACAUGUUGCGAGUCCAUAACAAAGUCAGUAAGCAAAAUUCUCACUGAUUACCCUGCAAACUUACAAACAUCUCUUGGUUGGAAAACAUGCCUUCAUUUGUUAUCUGUCACAGGUCGACACCCAGAGACGUAUGACCAGGGUGUUGACACAUUAAUCCAAAUGGUAUCUGAUGGAACCCAUGUUUCACGGAUGAACUAUGCCUAUUGUAUUGACUGCGCAUUUGGCUAUAUAGCACUGAAAAAUAGUCCAUUAGAGAAGAACCUGAAGAUAUUAGAACUUUUAGCAGAUUCAGUGAAUUUACUGAUCCAAUGGUACAAGGAAUAUGCAGAUACAGGGAGCAACUAUAGCAUUACGAGCAGUACAAGUAAUUCCUCAUUCGAAGACAGCAAAGGUCUUGGUUCUCCAAACUUUGCAAUUACUUUGUUUGUCAAAUUAGGGGAAGCAUUUCGAAAAACCAGCUUGGCACGGCGAGAGGAGAUAAGAAACCAGGCAAUCUUAUCUCUUCAGAAAAGCUUUUCAUUGUCCAAGGAACUUGAUUUCUCACCUCUCAAUUGUAUUAGCUGUUUUAACUUGGUGAUAUUUGCAAUGGCUGAUGAUUUGCAUGAGAAGAUGAUAGAAUAUUCGAGACGUGAGAAUGCAGAAAGGGAGAUGAGGAGUAUGGAAGGAACCUUAAAACUUGCAAUGGAGCUCUUGACAGAUGUGUAUUUGAAGUUCCUGAAGCCAAUAACAAUGAGUCCUGGGUUCAGGACAUUUUGGCUUGGAGUAUUGAGAAGAAUGGAUACAUGUAUGAAGGCUGAUUUGGGUGAAUAUGGGGAGACAAGAUUGCAAGAAGUAAUACCUGAUUUGUUAAGAAGGAUCAUUACAAAAAUGAAGGAAGAAGAGAUCUUAGUACCUACGGAAGAUGAUGAUUUGUGGGAUAUUACCUACAUACAGAUACAAUGGAUAGCUCCUUUCCUCAAAGAGGAGUUGUUUCCUGAGGAAGAAAUUUAGAAUAAUAACAUGAGACAUUAGCUGUUUAAUAGAUAGUUACUUGUUGUGGAUGAUAUGAUACGAACUAAAUUAGCACAACGAAUCCUACUCCAAUAAGGAGUCUUGAUGAUGCAAAUUCUAUUAGCUCAAAGACUUCUAAUUAAGCAAGGAGCCCUAAUAGAAGACUGUGGUGAGGCAAAUGUUGAUUUUUCUUUUAUGCUUUCACACAGCAGUUUUGGAAUUGGAACCAAAUGCAAUGGAAUUAGCAAAACAUAUAGUAUUUGGCUUUUAGGUUUUUUCCUUCUCUUUUUACAUAUUUUGAUUAGC